Crotalus tigris (Tiger rattlesnake) is the source of this 1405-nucleotide messenger RNA. RefSeq names its product G protein subunit beta 1 like (gene GNB1L). The record is from RefSeq and is a predicted model, not a curated record. The coding region runs from base 161 to 1150 and encodes 329 amino acids. The transcript has 8 exons. Gene Ontology annotation, molecular function: protein binding. NCBI's taxonomy places the organism in Eukaryota, Metazoa, Chordata, Lepidosauria, Squamata, Viperidae.
AAACCGAUCCCAUUUCUGGAACAUUCGCUCUUCCUGUUUAUUUCACGGGACGGAGACAUCUAGAUGGAUGCUGAACUGUCUUUUUCGUGGCUGUUGACAUGAACACGGAGAAGAGAGACGUAGGGCACCAAUAAAGGAACUUCUAACUGGCUGUGUCACGAUGGCUGUUCCUGUGCCAGAUCCUGUCUACGUUUUGCGAGGAAUAGACAGUGGCAUCAAUACGUUGUGCUUUCAGUGUUCAAACGCAGAUCCAGAUUUUCCCAUUCUUUACUCAGGAUCUUCUAACGGGCUGAUCCAUAUCUGGAAUCUGAAGACACGGCGAGCCUGUAGUAGCCUGAAUGGCCACGGCGGAAAAUCAGUGUAUUGUGUGAAAACGUUACCCAACAGAAGAAAUGGACUUCUGAGUCAGGGCCGUGACCAGAACAUCUGCCUGUGGGACUUAUCUGAAGGAAGGAACGUGGUCACUGAAACUCUUUUCACCGACAACGUUGGGUUCUGCAAAUGUUCCCUCUCUGAGGUGACGGAGAAACGGUCCCUCCUGGCCACCCCAUGGAAAGGGUUAGACGAGGUUCACGUUCUGGAGCUGCCAUCUAAGACACCCAUCUGUACCCUGAAGGCGGAGGCCGAUGCCAAGCUGGGCCUGCCCAUGUCUCUGAGGAUCUGGCAGCCCAGCACUGGCUCUCAUCCUCACCUUCUGGCCGGCUACGAGGACGGGUCGGUGGUUCUGUGGGAUUUGUCGAUGGGCCGAAUGUUGAGUCGGAUCACCUGUCAUCAGGAGCCGGUCAUGAGCCUUGACUUCGAUUCGGAGAAGGCCAAGGGGGUGUCCGGGUCCUCAGAGAAGAAACUUUGCGUCUGGAGCCCCACCAGGCUGGAGAACCUGGAGCUUCAACAAACAUACCAGCUCACCAACCCUGGGAUCUCUGAGGUGACUCUACGUCAAGACAAGAAGAUCUUGGCAACGGCCGGCUGGGAUCACCGCAUCCGUCUCUUUGGCUGGAAGAAGCUAAAGCCGUUAGCGGUCUUAGACUACCACACGUCCACAGUCUAUUGUGUAGCCUUCUCAGAUCACAACCAGCCCAGUGAGAGACUAAUGGCAGCUGGCUCCAAGGAUCACCGCAUCAGUGUCUGGUCAAUAUAUAAUCAGACAUGAAAUGAGGACUGGAGAAGACCGACAUUUGCAGAGCUGAAAGAUGAGAGAGAACUAGUUAAUGGAAGGAGAACAUCAACCGGUCACUGUCCUAUAGAAUGGGAGGAGAACAUCAACCACUCACUGUCCUACAGAAUGGAUUCUAUUCUAUUCUAUUCUUAUUCUUAUUCUAUUCUUCUGUUCUACUCUACUCUCUACAUUCUAUUCUAUUCUACUCUACUUUCUACAUUCUAUUCUACUCUACUCUCUACAUUCUAU